AUGAUGACCGACACGGAGCCCGAAAAGGCGACCCCUCCCCGGGCGCCCUCCCCCUCCGCGCCAGCACCCACCACCAACCCCCCCAACACCAACACCAAUACCACCAACCUCCACAAGCCCACCACCAACGACCCCUUCACCUCCACCACCGCCGGCCUCGACUCCACCACCGUCACCUACCCCACAGGCCCCAAACUAAUCCUGAUCAUCGCCUCGCUCUGCCUCGCCGUCUUCCUCGUCGCGCUGGACCAAACCAUCAUCGCGCCGGCGCUCGGCGCCAUCACCAGCGAGUUCGGCUCCGUGGCCGACAUCGGCUGGUACGGCGCCGCCUACCUGCUGACCACCACGGCGCUGCAGCCUGCGUACGGGUCCCUCUACCGCAUGUUCAGCGUGAAGUGGACGUAUCUGGCGGCCGUGGCCGUGUUUGAGGUGGGCAGUCUGGUGUGUGCGGUCGCGCCGUCGAGUAAUGCGUUUAUUGUGGGGAGGGCGAUCGCGGGCAUGGGCACGGCGGGGUUGUUUUCUGGGGGGGUGGUGAUACUGUCGUAUACGUUGCCGUUGAGGCAGCGGCCGAUGGCGUUUGGGUUGAUUGGGGCGAUGUGGGGGAUUGCGAGCGUGGCUGGGCCGUUGUUGGGGGGCGCGUUUACGGACCAUGUUACGUGGCGGUGGUGUUUUUAUAUUAACCUGCCGAUUGGGGGGGCGGCGAUGUUGGCGAUCUUUUUGUUUUUGAGUAUUGAUCAGAAGCGGAACGAGGGGGGGUUGACGGUGGUGCAGAGGAUUUUGAGCUUGGAUUUGCUGGGCACGGCGAUGCUGGUGCCGUCGAUUGUGUGUCUGCUGCUGGCGUUGCAGUGGGGGGGAACGGAGUAUGCGUGGAACAGCUCUGUGAUAAUCGGCUUGUUUGUCGGCUUCGCGCUGAUGGCCAUCAUCUUCGUUGGAAUUCAGAUUUGGAAGGGGGACAAGGGCACGCUGCCGCCGCGCCUGUUUAAGAGCCGGGACGUGGUUUGCGCCAUGCUCUUUGCCUUCUUCUUUGGCGCCGCCUUCUUCCCCCUAGUCUACUACCUGUCCCUCUAUUUCCAAGCCAUCCAAGGUGACACUGCCGUUGAGGCCGGUAUCAAGCUCCUCCCUAUGCUGAUCGCCGUCGUCAUCACCUCGGUUGCUGCAGGCGGUCUAAUCACCGCCGUGGGGUAUUACAACCCCUUCGUGCUGCCGUCCAUGGUCCUCCUGACCGUCGGCGCCGGCAUGAUCACAACCUUCUCCCUGGACAGCCCACUACGCAUCUGGUUCGGCUACCAAGUCAUCGCCGGUAAAGUCGACGCCCUUUCUCCCCCCUUCACCACCCACCUCACUAACCCCCCCACCCUUCCAGGCCUCGGCAUCGGCGUGGGUUUCCAAACCGGCGUGCUCGUCGUGCAAAACAGCGUGCCCCACGAAUGGAUCCCGCAAGCGACCGCCUGCGUACAAUUCUUCCAAUCCAUGGGCGGGGCGAUCUUCAUCGCCGUGGCGCAGGCCGUGUUCCAGAACGGCCUGACCACCGGCAUCGAGCGGGACGCACCUAACCUACCAGCACAGGCGUUCAUCCACAGCGGGGCGUCCGAGAUCCCGCAGGUGCUGGCGGCGAUGGGGGCCGCGGACAGCCUGCCGGCGGUGCUGGCGGCGUAUCUGCAGGGCCUGCGCAACUCGUAUUUCAUCACGGUCGGGUGUGCGGCGGCCGCCUUUGUGGCGGCGUGUGGGCUGAGCUGGAAGAAGAUCCAGAAGCGGAAGGCAGCGGGGCCGGGGGAGGGGGAGGCGGAGAAGGGGGGGGCGGAUGGGGAGGGGGAGGGGGGUGAAGAAGGGGAGGGGGAAGGGGUUGUUGUUGGCGAAAGCUCAAAGUAG
Molecule: messenger RNA, 1869 nt
Organism: Chaetomium globosum CBS 148.51
Lineage: Eukaryota; Fungi; Ascomycota; Sordariomycetes; Sordariales; Chaetomiaceae
Exons: 2
Coding region: 1-1869 (622 amino acids)
Biological process (GO): transmembrane transport
Molecular function (GO): transmembrane transporter activity
Source: RefSeq, a predicted model, not a curated record